AUGGCCGCAUCCCAGUCGAUCCACCUGGAGACGUCCAAACCAAGGUCGGUAGAGACAUUGGAAUUGGCUGUACGGCAGCCUCUGCCGGGAUCGUCAUUUUCCGUGAAUGUCUUGGUCGAAGAACCCCCGCGGAAUACAGAAGAUGCGCAGCGUAGAUACUUCAGCAGGGAUAAUCAAGAGACACUCGAAGAUGUCAUGAGAUUGAACGAGUCAUCCCUCGCACCCGUAGAUAGGGGAUUCCGAGCAUGGGCAUUCAUUUUCAGCGCGUUCUUGAUAGAGGGGAUCGUCUGGGGAUUUCCUGAUGCGUUCGGUGUUUUCCUCGCCUCGUACCUAAACGACCCCCACUUUCAAGCACAGAAGGGUUACUCUUCGUUAUUGCCCUUCAUCGGGACGUUAUCUAGCGGAUUGAUAUAUUUUGCCGGCCCUAUUGUCUAUUCCGCCAACAUUCGCUACCCUUACCUUCGCCGGCAUGCCGUGUUCCUGGGCACUGUCAUAUGCUUCGCUAGCCUUUUUGGCGCUAGCUAUGCUAGAUCGGUCCAGCAGCUUGUGCUCUUACAGGGUGUCCUGUACGCUAUCGGAGGGUCGCUAGCCUAUCACCCUUGCGUGUCCUACACAUCCGAAUGGUUCAUGGCUCGACGAGGUCUUGCAAAUGGAAUUAUCUUCGCUGGUACUGCUGUCGGAGGGCUCAUAUUUCCUCUAGUGUUGCCCCUCUUGAUCAACAAAUAUGGCGCACCGGGGACUCUCCGCAUCAUGGCUGUAGCUGUCCUUUGUGUUGUGCUUCCGGUCUUCCCCUUCAUUAGGGGUCGACUCCCCGAGUCUCGUGUUCAUGGACCCACCGCACGAUCGAUGGACUUCUCUUGGUUAAGAAGUUGGAUAUUCUGGCUGCUUAUGCUGGUUAACGUCGUGCAAGCCUUUGCAUACUUCGUCCCCCUCCUCUGGCUACCCAAGAUACAUGUCAGCGACACCAGCGCAUCUCUGGCACUGGCAUUGCUGAAGGGUACAUCGGUCGUUGCCCGUCUCACUAUGGGCAUGCUUGUUGACCGGGUGGAUCCGUGGCUCCUGGCGUCUGCCACACUUGCAUGCACGUCUGCGGCGACAUUUGUAUUGUGGGGAGUCCUCUCGCAUAACCUGGGAGGGCUCCUCGCCUAUGGUGCCGCUUACGGUUCUCUUGCGUGUGGAUGGCCCAGCCUCUGGGCUGGCUUCAUUCGCCCAAUCGCUCGCGACGAUCCGAGACUUGUGACGCAUAUCUUUGGCACCCUGAUGCUUGGCCGUGACCUAGGACAGGUCCUGUCCACGCCUAUCUCGACAUCUCUCUCGCACGGCUCUUCGUCGUCGACAUGGCAUAUCAGAAGCGGGUUCGAUGUAGCUGGUGGUCGGUUCGAGAAGAUGAUCGUGUAUGUAGAGACGUUGGAAUUAGCGGCGAGACAUCCUCUACCGGGCUCCUCGUCUUCCUUGAAUGUGUCCAUCCAGGAAGUACAGCACAAUAUCGGGCAUCAGGGUGAGCAGCGCAUAGGCUCGGACUCAAAUGGCGGCAGUCAAGAAACAAUCGAGGACAUACUGAGAUUGAACGAGUCGUCUCUGGCACCCGUCGAUAGGGGAUUUAGAGCGUGGGCAUUUAUCUUCAGUGCGUUCUUGAUAGAAGGCACCAUCUGGGGAUUCCCAGACACCUUCGGUGUCUUCCUGGCAUCUUACCUGAACGACCCGCAAUAUGAGUCGCAGAAAGACUCAUCCUCGCUCCUACCCUUCGUGGGGAACCUUUCCUCUGGAUUGAUGUACUUCUCCGGCCCUCUGGUUUACUCCGCUAUUGUUCGCUACCCCUAUCUUCGCCGGUAUGCCGUCCUGUGCGGGACCUUGAUAUGUUUCGUGAGCCUAUUUGGCGCGAGUUAUGCCAAAACGGUCGGGCAGCUUGUGGCCCUGCAAGGCGUCCUCUACGCUGUCGGAGGAUCACUCGUCUAUCACCCAUGCGUAUCUUACACAUCGGAAUGGUUCGUUGCUCGACGUGGUCUAGCCAACGGAAUUAUCUUCGCCGGUACCGCCGUCGGAGGUCUCGUGCUACCCCUAGUGCUACCACGCUUGUUGAGCAAGUACGGUGCACCAACUACCCUUCGGAUCGUUGCUGUAGCUGUGCUAUGCAUUGUGCUACCAAUUUUCCCGUUCAUCAGGGGUCGGCUCCCGGAGUCUCGGAUUCAUGGUCCGACUGCACGAUCGAUGGACUACUCUUGGCUGAGAAGUUGGAUGUUCUGGCUGAUCAUGUUGCUCAAUGCACUACAGGCUUUUGCGUACUUCGUUCCUAUCCUCUGGCUACCCACCUUUGCGACCGAGAUGCAUGUGAAAGAUACCAGCGCAUCUCUGGCAUUAGCAUUGCUCAAUGGUACAUCCGUCUUCGCUCGUCUCACCAUGGGUGUGCUCGUGGACCGAGUUAGUCCAUGGAUCUUGGCCUCUGCGACUCUUCUCUCUACCUCCAUUGCGACGUUUGUGCUAUGGGGGAUCCUCUCACACAAUCUAGGAGGGCUCCUGGCCUAUGGCGUCGCUUACGGCACUCUUGCCAGUGGAUGGUCCAGCCUCUGGGCAGGAUUCGCCCGCCCGAUCGCCCGAGAUGAUCCUAGACUCAUCAUGCACGUCUUCGGCAUGCUCAUGGUCGGCCGCGGCCUGGGACAGGUUCUCUCGACACCUAUCUCGACCUCCCUCUCACGCAGCGUUUCUAACUCAACAUGGCAUCCCAGAACCGGAUUUGACGUUGCUGGCGCUUCGCUCUCCGAGAGCACUUGCCUGAGUGUGGUCAAGGAGGUGGACGCUCUUACAGCGUUCGGAGAAAGCAGUUAUGCUGCGAGAACCCUGAUUACCCGCCCGACGCUACGGCAUGUUGAUGAAGGGAUAGCUAUGCUGGUCCAGUUCCUUAGAGAUCCUGCUUAUGACCUUCCUGCAGCCCUAUGCCUGAGAGAGGUGAUUCAUAGUAUUCUCUGCAUGGGUCUAUACGUCAAAGUUCAGUCGCAUUUCGACCGGGCGGUGAUUGAAGGCCUCUGGUGGCAGGCUGCCGUGUCCUCCGAUCCCGUCUCUCGGCGGGCCCUUCUGAGAUUGUUGAGGGCUAUAUAUGGCAUUGCUAAGGUUUUAUCUGAGGCCGGAUGGGACCCUCCUUCCGAUUUGUAUGCUGGUCAGACGUGGACAUGGCAUUGCCUUUGGAUGCCUCUGUUUCGAUUCAGGGUACAAUUCCCCGACGUUCUCUGGCGAAUACCCUUGGAUUAUUUGGAAGGUCUCUGUACGACCUUCUCGAAUAAUGGCAACUACGCACCCUAUAUUGUAUUGGAUGGUGUUUCUCAGUCCCUGGACGUAGUGCGAUUAACAGAGCUCCUACCUGCGGAGGGCCAUCGCGGCAAAGCUAGCGAGCGUGACCCAGUGGGAGAUUUAUUGCAGGAGAUCGCUGUUUCGCCGUCGAAUAUGUACGGUAUUCCCGAGUACUGA
Molecule: messenger RNA, 3459 nt
Organism: Gloeophyllum trabeum ATCC 11539
Lineage: Eukaryota; Fungi; Basidiomycota; Agaricomycetes; Gloeophyllales; Gloeophyllaceae
Product: MFS general substrate transporter
Exons: 21
Coding region: 1-3459 (1152 amino acids)
Biological process (GO): transmembrane transport
Cellular component (GO): fungal-type vacuole membrane
Molecular function (GO): transmembrane transporter activity
Source: RefSeq, a predicted model, not a curated record